AUGAAUGUCGAUGAAUUAGAGGAAGGUGAACAUGAAGAACAAGAUUAUAAUCCAGCUGUUGUAGUUGUCAAUUUACAACAACAACAGAUUGGUGGAAGUAAUAAAGUUGAUAGUUCACCAUUCGAUAAACUUUCAUUUGAUAAUAUAUUUAAAGUAUAUCUAGAUAAUAAAGAUCAAUCCACUAUUUUAUUAGAACAAAAGUUAAAGGACAAUAAAACAACAUCAUCACCAACGGCAAUAGAGACCUAUAGAUUACAAUUUAAUAGAUUACUUUAUAUAUUGAAUCAACAUGAUAAUAUAGAUGAAUCAAUUGAUUUUAUCUUAUUAUUCUAUAGUAUUGCUAUUAAUAACAUCAACAAUAAUAAUAAUAAUGAUCAUGAAAAACUAGAUGAUUUAUAUAAAUUGUUUAAUAAUAAUGUUCAUCUUUGGUUUGAUAGACCACCACAAUCAACUGAGAGAAUGGAAUCAAUUAUACAUAUAUCAAAUAUCAUUGAAAAGAAUGAUAAACAUAUUGAUUUACUAUAUAUAAUACUUAUUCCAUUACUAUGGGAGCAAUCAGAUAGAUUAAUUAAUAAUAUAAUAAGAUAUAUAGGAUCAUUAGUAUCAUUCUCUAUCAGUAUGGAGUUUUAUAAGAUAUUAGAGUAUAUCGAUUUAUUCCAACAAUCAUUGAAACCACAUUAUAAACCAAAUGUAAUAUCAUUACCUAAUAAUAAUGAUAAUGAUAAUAAUGAUGAUAAUAUUGAUAAUGAUAACAAUUAUAUAUUACCAACAACACUCAAUCAACUUUUUGAUAGUCAACAAAGAUGUUCAGACAACAGUAACAAUCAAGUGAAUUGGUCGAAUGAAAAUGCAUGGUCAUUCAUGUUCUACUUAACCAACCAAUUGUUAAUAGAUCAUCUCAUACUGUUUGAGUCGAAUUCAUUCGAGCAACUACCACGUAAUUCCUAUAGAUUCAGUUCAUCACUAUUAAAGAUAAUAUUAUCUUAUUAUUUAAAUCCUUUAAAUACUGUUGAUAUUCCAAAUUCAGAGACUAUCAUACCAAAGUUGAUAUCUAUGGUUAUCAAUCAUUGGAUUAUAUCACGACCAUUGAUAAUCGUUGAAAUACCAAGUGGAAUAGAUAUGAAUAUGAAUAGUGACAACAAGAACAACAACAACAACAACAACAUCACAACCAUAUUACAACUGAUAGUUAGAAUUUGUAUAUUUGGAAGUUCGUUUCAACAUUUCGAUUUAAUAAGUGGGCACAUCGAUAGAAUUCAUUCUACUCUAUUGAAUCUAUUAUACAAAUUAGAUAAUAAUAUUAAUAAUAACAAUGAUAGUAAUAAUAAUAAUCGUAAUGAUAAUUAUACAAAACUAAAAGAUAUAAUCAAAUCAAAUUUAUCAAUAGAUUUCUUUUUGAAUUGUAUUGAUCAUAUAAAUAAUAGUAAUAAUAACAAAGAAUCAGUUUUAUAUAUGACAAAUAGACUUGCUCAGAUCAUACAACUACUAUGUCAAUUGAAAGAGAACGAAGAAAAUGAUGACAAUAAUAAUAUGAAAUUAAAGGAAUCACUAACAAAGCUAUCAGUUAAAACACCUCUAAUUUCAAUGAUAUUAAAGAAAUAA
Messenger RNA from Heterostelium album PN500, 1602 nucleotides. RefSeq lists its product as uncharacterized. Bases 1 to 1602 code for a protein of 533 amino acids. The transcript is spliced from 4 exons. The record is from RefSeq and is a predicted model, not a curated record. NCBI's taxonomy places the organism in Eukaryota, Evosea, Eumycetozoa, Acytosteliales, Acytosteliaceae.